AUGAUCAUCCAUCGUGCUGCGAUGAACAAGGAUAUCGCAGGUAUUGCACGGGCCAUCGAGGGCGGUGAGAACGUGAACGAAGUCGACGCGGCGGGCAACACGCCGCUGCACUUUGCGGCAUGGGCAGGAGACACAGCGGUCGCGAAAGCCCUCCUUGACUCCGGAGCGCUGAUCAACGCGUCGAACAACGCGGGAGACCGGCCGUGGCACUCCGCCCAAUGGCUGAACCAGCGCGACAUGAUGGCCUUCCUGGAGCAGCACGGGGCGAGCGCCGAGCAGGGCAAGGUCAUCGUGCCCGACCACGUGCCCAAGGUGCGCGACUUCUUCGCCAAGGCGUGCUGGGAGCACCACCCGCUGCCCUACGAGGACUUCAUGGAGUGGCGCGGGCGCGAGGACAAGCGCAUUGAGGCCGAGAGGAAGAAGCUCAUCCCGUUCUAG
This is a messenger RNA of Pedinophyceae sp. YPF-701, 438 nucleotides long. NCBI's taxonomy places the organism in Eukaryota, Viridiplantae, Chlorophyta, Pedinophyceae. The record is from the annotation of a GenBank genome assembly.